AUGGAUUCUGAAGCACUUAAAAAAUACUCAGUGUUGCAUCCUAAACCUGCUGGACUUACUCUUCAGUAUGGCACCGCUGGAUUUCGCACCAAGGCCGAACAGCUUGAUCACGUCAUGUUCCGCAUGGGCUUGCUGGCAGUUCUGAGGUCCAAAGCCGUGGUAUCUACUAUUGGCAUCAUGGUUACAGCAUCUCACAAUCCUGAAGAAGAUAAUGGUGUAAAGCUGGUUGAUCCUCUUGGUGAAAUGCUGCACCCUUCCUGGGAAGAGUAUGCCACGCAACUAGCAAAUGCAGAGGAGCGAGAAUUACAGAAAAUAAUAACUGAGAUCUGCCAAAAAGCAGCAGUGAACCAGUACAAAGAUGCUUCAGUUUUUAUUGGUAGAGACACCAGGCCAAGCAGCGAGAAACUUUCACAGUCAGUAAUAGAUGGUAUCUCCGUUCUAGGUGGUCAGUACCAUGAUUAUGGUCUGGUGACAACACCACAGCUACAUUACAUGGUCUGCUGUCGAAACACCCAAGAGCAGUAUGGGAAAGCAACGCUGGAAGGUUAUUAUGAAAAACUAUCGAAAGCUUUUACGGAACUGAUAAAACAGUCUCCCAGCUUUGGAGAGAGUCAGAGGCACCUGAAGGUUGACUGUGCCAAUGGAAUAGGCGCCCUGAAACUAUCUGAAAUGGAGCCCUACUUUCCAAAGGAGGUGCUUAUUCACCUAUAUAAUGAUGGAACCAAGGAAAAACUCAAUCACUUAUGUGGUGCAGAUUUUGUAAAAGUUCACCAGAAACCACCUAGAGGGCUAGACAUGAAGCCCAAUGAGAGAUGCUGCUCAUUUGAUGGCGAUGCAGAUAGAAUUGUUUAUUACUAUAAGGACGCAACUGGCCAUUUUCACCUAAUCGAUGGAGAUAAAAUAGCAACUUUAAUUAGUAUCUUCCUUAAAGAACUUCUUGCCAAGGUGGGACAGACUUUAAAGAUGGCAGUGGUACAAACGGCGUAUGCCAAUGGGAGUUCAACACGCUACCUUGAGGAAACACUGAAGGUACCUGUGCACUGUGUCAAAACAGGAGUGAAACACUUGCAUCACAAGGCCCAGGAGUUUGAUGUUGGUGUUUAUUUUGAGGCAAACGGACAUGGUACAGUAUUAUUUAGUAAAGCUGCUGAAACUAAAAUAAGACAACUGGCAAAAGAGGAGAAAGAUGAUGAAAAAAGAGAAGCAGCGAAGGUGCUUGAAAACAUGAUUGACCUCAUUAAUCAGACGGUUGGUGAUGCUGUCUCAGACAUGUUGGUUAUUGAAGCAAUCCUGGCUUUGAAAGGUCUGACUGUGCAACAGUGGGACGCCAUCUACACUGACCUUCCGAAUCGGCUGCUCAAAAUUCAGGUUGCAGACAGGCGAGUUAUUGACACAACGGAUGCAGAAAGGCAUGCAGUUACACCUCCGGGACUACAAGAGAAAAUCGAUGCACUUGUAAAGAAGUACAAAUUGUCACGAGCGUUUGUCCGGCCAUCAGGAACAGAAGAUGUAGUUAGAGUAUACGCUGAAGCAGACACACAGGAGAACGCAGAUGCCCUCGCCCAUGAAGUAAGCCUGGCUGUUUACCACCUCGCUGGUGGAAAGGGAGCACCACCCCAGCCUAUAUAACAAAUGACACAACUACAGUUAAAGUUCAUAACUUGACUUAUUUUUUAAUAUUACUUUAUUUAC
This is a messenger RNA of Fulmarus glacialis (Northern fulmar), 1692 nucleotides long. RefSeq names its product phosphoglucomutase 3 (gene PGM3). The coding region runs from base 1 to 1629 and encodes 542 amino acids. The record is from RefSeq and is a predicted model, not a curated record. Gene Ontology annotation, molecular function: phosphoacetylglucosamine mutase activity; magnesium ion binding. NCBI's taxonomy places the organism in Eukaryota, Metazoa, Chordata, Aves, Procellariiformes, Procellariidae. Gene Ontology annotation, biological process: carbohydrate metabolic process; UDP-N-acetylglucosamine biosynthetic process; hemopoiesis. The transcript is spliced from 12 exons.